Macadamia integrifolia is the source of this 2073-nucleotide messenger RNA. Its product is annotated as exonuclease 1. NCBI's taxonomy places the organism in Eukaryota, Viridiplantae, Streptophyta, Magnoliopsida, Proteales, Proteaceae. Gene Ontology annotation, molecular function: protein binding; 5'-flap endonuclease activity; metal ion binding. The transcript is spliced from 12 exons. The record is from RefSeq and is a predicted model, not a curated record. Bases 210 to 2036 code for a protein of 608 amino acids.
UAUAUCCCACUCAGCUCUCAGCUUAUUGACUUCUUCGCCUCUUCCCCCUCCGACCUCCAUUUUCUCCGCCGCAUCUUCAACCCCAACGGAGCGUUUUCCGGCGUAUUUUCUAUUACUCCGCCGAAUCUUCAUCCGUCGGCUUACAAUACUGGGAAAGAAAAGCCCCAAAAAACCCAUUAAAACAGAGAAGAUCUACUUACUUAGAAAAAAUGGGUAUUUCGUAUCUUCUCAAAUUCAUGAAGCCCUUUAUCGAACCCGUUCACAUUAAAAAAUACGCCGGCAAACGUGUUGGGAUUGAUGCUUAUUCAUGGCUUUACAAAGGAGCUUAUUCAUGCAGCAUGGAACUGUGUCUUGAUUCUGAGGGCGAUGGGAAAUCUCGUUAUUUGCAGUACUUUAUGCAUCGAAUCAAUCUACUUCGUUACCACAAAGUUACACCCGUUGUUGUUUUUGAUGGUGGGAACAUCCCAUGUAAGGCAGACACGGAGAAUGAACGACAUAGGAGAAAAGAAACUAAUCUUGCUUUGGCAAAGGAAAAACUUGAUCAAGGUGAAGUUAAUGCUGCCAUUGAGUUAUUCCAGAGAGCUGUCAGUAUUACUCCAUGCAUGGCACAUCGAUUGAUUCAGAUUCUGAGGUCAGAAAACAUCGAAUUUGUAGUUGCUCCAUAUGAGGCUGACGCACAAUUGGCAUAUUUGUCAAGCCUUGAACCUGAAAAAGGUGGAAUUGAGGCUGUGAUUACAGAAGAUAGCGACCUGUUGGCCUAUGGUUGCCCCGCUAUUCUCUUUAAGAUGGAUCGAUAUGGCAAUGGUGAGGAGAUUGUGCUGGAGAAGGUUUUCAAUUCUGGCAAUGGUUUUAGCCCUUCCUUCCAGAAUUUCAAUAAAGAAUUGUUCACAGGUGUAUGUGUUUUAGCUGGAUGUGAUUUCCUUCCAUCUGUACCUGGAAUUGGGAUUAAAAGAGCCUACUCCUUGGUUUCCAAGUAUAAAAACUUGGACCGGGUUUUGUCUGUGUUGAAGUUUACUAAGCACAAUCAAAUGCCUGAAGAUUACAUAAAGUCUUUUAGAGAAGCAGUUGCUGUAUUUCAGCAUGCCAGAAUAUUUGAUGCUGGCACAAAGACAAUAAAACACAUAAAACCUCUACCUGAAAAGAUUUUGCAAUCUCUAGAUGGCAAUCUGGAUUUCCUGGGACCAGACAUCCCUUCAUCAGUAGCAACUGCCAUUGCUGAAGGUCGCUUAGAUCCAAUUACCAUGGAAGCCUUUGGUAACUCAAAGAAAGCUAAAGGUUGUCUGGAUCCAAAUGUAACUCUAGUUUCUGAUCAAGUGCUAAGAGCGGAGACCCAAGUGGUGAUGUCUACGCAAGAGAGCUGCUUUUCCAUAUUUUGUUCUUGUGAAACAACAGAUAAAAGGAAUACAGAUACAGAGCAGAAGGUGACUUUGGAUAAGAGGAGCUAUUUGAAGGAAGCUGCUGCCCUUGAAAAACUAAUAGCCCCUUCAGAAUUCCACCAGAAAGUUGAUGACAUUGAAGAAAAAAGAGAAUUUCCAGACAACAACCCCUUCAAGAAAAGAAAAGUUGUUGAUUUUCAGUUGGAACAAAUGCAAACCACUACCGAACAAGCUUCUAAGGUGAUAGAUGCUGAAGAAUCAGAUAAGGUUAUAGAAAGAAGAGAGAUUCUCAAAAACCCAUUCAAGAAAGUAGAACUUGAUUCUCAGUUGGAGCAGAGACAGACAACCAUGGAGUUUCUCAAAAACUCUCUCAAGAAAGUAGAGUUUCUCAAAAACCCAUUCAAGAAAUUAAAACUUGAUUCUCAGUUGAAGCUGAGAAAGACAACCACUGAACAAGUUUCAGAGGUAAUAGAUGUAGAUGACUUGGAUGAGACGAGUGGUACCGCAGAAUCUCAAAAGAGUGUAAAGUUUAAGCCUAUGACAGUGUUCAUCCCUAAUAAGAGAAAAGAGGGAAAUAAGAAGAGAUUAAAUAGUAAGAUGAGUUGCAAGAGCUCUGAGUGUAAAAAUAAUAGCAUUCUUAAUUUCUUUACUCGAUUGUAGUAAUUAUUUCCCAUUUUUUUCUGGGUAUUUUACAUCA